Dermatophagoides farinae (American house dust mite) is the source of this 2952-nucleotide messenger RNA. RefSeq lists its product as uncharacterized. Lineage: Eukaryota; Metazoa; Arthropoda; Arachnida; Sarcoptiformes; Pyroglyphidae. The record is from RefSeq and is a predicted model, not a curated record.
ACUGGUUUUUCCUAAUAAACUGUUGUCAUUCGACUAACAAUUUUUAAUCUUAUUAUCCAAGACAAAAGCGGAUUUGUGAAACAAACAAAACUAGUCAUAAGAGUCGACUGUUUUUCAUUUCCAUUUGUUGAUCCAAAUCUUUCACUAGGAUUAUGCAACGGACAGAAUAUUUGGUUUCAUUUUCACCAAUUAUGAAACAUCUUAUAUCAUCGAAACAAAAGUAUGAAAUUACAUUAAAUCGAAUGCGAUGUGCGCGUACAAUUUCAAUUUUUGUCUUGUGUGUAUAGUGGCGGUAUGUUAUGUUUAGUCAGCCGCGAUCCAAUCAUUGUGUGCAUCGACUGGUCGGUUAUCGUUCGGGCACUCUCCACAUACUCACACAACCGAUGUUCGAUCAUUCCAUAAAACAAAAUUUCUGUUCCAAAAUAAUAUAUGUGUGCACUGUUGUAAUAAUAAUGGUAUACGGUUUGCUCACGUUGUUUUUAUUAUUUUUAUAUUAGUUCAUUUGCCUUUGUUUCGUCAGCGACUGUUCCAUUUGGUUCGGCCAAACCGAUGAUGAUGAUGACUGCUAUAUGAAAGAAUUUACAAAAAACUAUAGAAAAUUGUCCAUUGACUUUUGUUCAUUUCUUUAUUGUGUGUUAAUCUACCUUUUUGUUCAAUGUAUCAAUAUUGUUUUUCGAUCAUUGAUCGUUUAUAAAUCAAUCAAUCAAAAAAAACCUAGUGACAUGAUGAUGACAAUCAAUACCACUGCAUUAUCACCAAGUUCAGAGAUAAAAGAUUCAGCAACAGCAUCAACAUUUAAAGUUUGUUCAAAAGAGUUAACAACAACAUUACCAAAACGACAAUUAGAUCAUUUUUCAAUAUCGAUAGUGCAGGAAUGUACUGCCAUUAAAAAAGGUUUACUAUGGGAACAACAACAAACAAGAUUCUUUUUCAAUCGUUGGAAAGAACGUUUUUUCAUUCUAACACAAGAUUAUCUAACAUGUUUUAAAAAAGGUUCGAAAAAAGUUGGCAUGUCCGAAAUGGGUAGCUUUGUUUAUAAGAUAAAUUUAAAUGAAAUUAAAAAUUUAAAUUGGGUCGAUAAAAAAAAGAAUGGCGUAAUCGGUGUACAAUUAGCAAAUACAAUGAUAUUCUUAUGGAAUAAUGUUGAUACCGUUUUGGAUGAAUGGAUGUCCGUGUUACAAGAUUCGACUAUUCGAACCAAAGAUCGCCGUUCAGAAGCAUCUAUACGUAAAUCAUCAACAUUGUUGCCGAAUAUGUUGCAUUCAUCGAAUGUUAAUGGUAGUAAUGAUGAUAAAUUUACGAAAACUGAAAUGAUUCAAAGGAAUGAUUCACCAAGUGUAAUAUUGAAAUCAUCGGCUAACAGUAACAAUAAAUUAAUAAAUGAAAUUAUUAUACCGCCACCACCUCCACCGCGAAGAUAUCUUCGUUGUCUGUCGACAGAUUUAGGCACAAUGAAUACACAUUCAGAUACAAAAGUAGUAAUGACACCGAGUUUAUCUCGUAAUUCAAUGGCUAUUCAUAAUUCACCCAUAAUGGUCAACAAUAAUAAUAAAACAAUAUGGACGAAAACAAAUUCGGAUAUUGUGAAAGCAAAAGAUUCGACAACAAUAGUGGCCAGAAAACCGUCCGAUACAAGCAGUACUGCCUCGUCAUCAUUAAUGUCACAAUCAUUACGCUGUAAAUCAUCAUAUGCGCUUCAAUAUUCACCAUUAAUGGUGAAUAACAAUAAUUCACCAACACAAAUGAAUCAACAGCAACGACGUAUCACUGCCAAACGAAUAUCAACAUUUCAACAACAGAAUAAUCAUCAUCCAAUACAAAAUAUGAUGAAAAAUAAUUAUCAAACAUCGAGCUCAUCAACAUCAUCAUUUUUUCAAUCAGCCGAUUCAGAAUUUACAUUUGUAAAUUCAAAGGCAACAACAUUCAAACCUGAUUCAAUAUUUGCCCGUGGCUAUAAAACAACUACCACACAUAAUAAUAACAGCCGUGAUUCACCAACAAAUAUUAAUUAUGGAUCACGAGCAAAUCGUAUUUCAUCAUCUGCAUCAUUAAUGUUGAAUCAUAGACGUAAAGAUCGCUUCAUAUUGCAAACACCAACACCACCACCGGUACCACCACAUCGUACACAUUUGCAUAAUUUUUAAUUUUCUGUGUUUUCGAUUCCAACUUUACAGUAUAGAUUUUUUACUUUGUUUCUCAUCAUCACUAUAAUACUAAUUAAGCUUACAUUGUGAUACUUGUCAAUUGAUUAAUUGAUUUGUUUCAUUGUAUAAAAGAAGAAAAUGAUGGCAUCAUUUAUUAGCGAAACAAAAAUAAUUAAAAAGACAGCAGAUUUUUUUCAAAGAACAUUGUCCAAUAACAAUAACAGCAACGAUAGAAGGAUUUCAUUGUUCCGAUUUCGUCCAUUAUCGUAAAUAACAAUCGUAUUACAAGAAAUUUUCGAUUUUUUUAUUUGGCUGUCCAUUUUCAUUCGAAUGAUAUUAUUACAAGAAAAACUGUCCACAUAAAUACUACUAAUAGUAUGGAUUACAUUAACAGUGAACUUAUUAGAUCUAUUCAUUUUAAUUAGUCAAUAUGAACAAAAACUCUGUCCAUUUGUCCGAUUUCUCUGUUUUUCAUAUACAGUUUUUGGCCAAUAUUUAGCAUCAUUUUGAAAGUUUGACGACAAUCAAUCAUUAUUUAUAUAUAACGAUUAUAUAGAAAUAAUAAAUAAAUGUAUGAAGAACAGACCAGAUUCUAUGCUCUUUGUUCACAUUGUAUUCAUGAAUUUUAUAUCCAUUUCUUUUCUUUUUUCCUUUUCCGGUUCAUUAUGAUUACAAUGAUUUAAAAUAAAUUCAGUGUAAAAAAAACAAACAUUCUGUUUUUUGUUUCCGGACUUCAAAAUCAAUUGGAAACGGAAAUGAUGACACGAUCGAUUUGAAAAUUGUUACUUUGCUUUUGAAAAGAAAAUAA